Molecule: messenger RNA, 1118 nt
Organism: Quercus robur (English oak)
Lineage: Eukaryota; Viridiplantae; Streptophyta; Magnoliopsida; Fagales; Fagaceae
Exons: 9
Coding region: 11-640 (209 amino acids)
Molecular function (GO): ATP binding; nucleic acid binding
Source: RefSeq, a predicted model, not a curated record
GAGCCUGAGGAUGAUGCCCCACAACCUCCUCCCCUGCCCAAACAUUACACGAGGGUUAAAACAUGCAAAAUUGGUGAUUGACAUGGAAUAUGAGCUUCGUGCACUAUGGGCUCAAAUUUUGGAGAAAUCUUCAUUUUCGGUUAACCUUGAAAAAGAGGAAACAAGUUCAUUGCUACCAGUGGAAAUGGUUGAACAUCUUAGGAAGGGAAUUGGAUCUACAGGACAGAUGGUGCAUGUUGAAGAUAUUGGUACCAGGAAAGCCACUUACAUGGAAAUCCCAAAUCAACUCUCAGAAAACUUGAGAUCUGCACUUAAAUCUAUGGGAAUUGCUAAAUUGUAUAGUCACCAGGCAGUGUCUAUUCAAGCCUCCCUUGCUGGGAAGAAUGUUGUUGUGGCAACAAUGACAUCCAGUGGGAAAUCUCUUUGCUAUAAUCUGCCAGUUCUUGAAGUCUUGUCGCAGAAUUUGUUUUCAUGUGCUUUGUAUUUAUUUCCAACAAAGGCCUUAGCUCAAGAUCAACUUAGAGCUUUGUUAGAUAUGACAAAAGGAAUUGAUGCUAGCUUAAAUAUUGGUAUAUAUGAUGGUGACACUUCUCAGAAGGGGAGGACAUGGCUACGUGAUAAUGCUAGACUGGUAAUUUAGCAAGUUCUGGUUGGCUCAUACGGGGCAGUUUUCUUAGGCUGGCUGGGACACCUAAAUUUCUAGGACUCUUGUCUACUUGCAUGCAAUUGAUCACAAAUCCAGACAUGUUACACAUAUCAAUCUUGCCACACCAUGAAAGAUUUAGACGGAUUUUAUCAAAUCUUAGGUUUGUGAUCAUUGAUGAAGCCCAUGCUUAAGAGGGCGCAUUUGGAUGUCACACUGCUCUUGUAAUAAGGAGACUUCGUCGACUCUGUUCGCAUGUAUAUGGAAGUGAUCCUUCUUUUGUAUUUUGUACUGCAACUUCUGCAAAUCCGCUUGAGCAUUGUAUGUCCACUUUUUAACGUUUCGUGCCUCUUUGUGGAAAUGGUUCAGCAUGGACUUCGUUGCAUUUCUUUUUGUAAAUCGCGUAAACUUUGUGAAGUUGUUCUAAGCUAUACGUAUUUGUAAGGAUUUACAAUCAUUAAUUAUUAUUAUUAUU